AUGAGAUGGGAUGAUCUGAGGCCAUCAGACGAAACCGCAUGGCCGACAGUCCCGUCCUGUGGGACGGGUCCGCUCCACCGCGUGAAGAGGGCAUGGAUACUAUCCUAUGCGGCGGGUCUAUCAUUAGUCACUACUGUAGUUCACCGGUCCGCUCCAUCUGGCCCGCCAGCUCCCAUCUCCGCGCGCCUCGCACCCUCGUCCUCAUCCUUCGCUAUACGACGUGCCUUCGCCUUCGGUACCGUUAAACAUCCGGUCCAGCGUUGGCAGAUUACCCCUUGGCUCCGGGAUCCCGCGUGGAAAGGCGUCUACCGCAACUCGCGCCGAGCAAAGCUGAGAUGUGGCCCCCUGCCGGUCAUGCUGUGCAACAUACCUUACGGUCACGUAUUGUCUUGCCAUCGUCAUCACUCAGUGCUAUCCCAGAGGCCAAUACCCGGAGAACUUCAUUGCGCUUUUACGCCACUACUUGGUAUGUGA
Ramularia collo-cygni is the source of this 474-nucleotide messenger RNA. RefSeq lists its product as uncharacterized. The transcript is spliced from 2 exons. Lineage: Eukaryota; Fungi; Ascomycota; Dothideomycetes; Mycosphaerellales; Mycosphaerellaceae. The record is from RefSeq and is a predicted model, not a curated record. Bases 1 to 474 code for a protein of 157 amino acids.